This is a messenger RNA of Alternaria rosae, 1369 nucleotides long. RefSeq lists its product as uncharacterized. The transcript has a single exon. The record is from RefSeq and is a predicted model, not a curated record. The coding region runs from base 178 to 873 and encodes 231 amino acids. NCBI's taxonomy places the organism in Eukaryota, Fungi, Ascomycota, Dothideomycetes, Pleosporales, Pleosporaceae.
AGAUGACCGUUGUAUAAACACAACAGAGCCUUGCUUCUCUAUAUCCGGUUUUCAUCUGCACUACCCACUGACAGUCACCUCACAAUCUACGUGUGCGAUUAUCCUGUGAGACAUAUACCGAGAGAAAGGAUCAAAAACCAUACAACACUCCCACUACCCAUCCCAUAACCUCACAUCAUGGCUUCCCAAGCUAGAGAUUCUAUCCCAGUGCCUCAAGUCCCCAUCAACGAAAAGUACAAAUCCCUCUUCGGAUUCAUCAACGCCUUUGUCCGCAAUUACAUGUCAAAAUACGACAACUCCCACGACUACAACCACAUCCUCCGCGUCGUCUCAAACGCAAACCGCAUUCUCCAAGCCGAACUCGCUCGCGACCCUUCCCUAACCUACGAUACCACAGCCCUCUUCCUAGCCGCCCUUCUCCACGACGUAGGCGACCACAAGUAUGUCCAACCAGGCCAAGAAUCCGAUUCCACCAUUCUGGAUAUCUUAGUCGAUCAUGGCUCGGGUUGGGAACUCGGUGUAAUCGUACAAAAAAUCGUUGACAACGUCUCUUAUUCACACGAGAUACGCGAUCCUGCAGCCACUGCAAAAGCUUUGGCAGCGCAUCCCGAACUAGCCAUCGUACAAGACGCAGAUCGUCUUGAUGCCAUCGGUGCAGUGGGGAUAGGACGUUGUUUUUCAUUUGGAGCGGCGAAGAUGCCAGACCAGCCAAUGGAUAGGGCGAUAGAGCAUUUUGGGGAGAAGCUGUUUAAGUUGGAGGACAUGAUGAAGACGGAGACUGGCAAAGAGAUGGCGAGGAAGAGGACUAAGGUCCUAGAGGAGUUUGCGAAGCAGUGGGAGAACGAGGCGAAAUUAAGUUUUGAGGUCUUGUAGUAGAUAUUGUUUGACUCGGACUGGAAACUCUGUCCAACGGAUGACUGGAGUUGAUGCCUACGUAGAUAUUACAACUCCGUAGUAACAUCACGAUGGACUACAUGGUAAAGGGGCUAUAUUACACUGGCAAGCUGGAGUAAAGGCGAGAAAUACAUCAUGUCGAAUGAUCCUGAUGAUGUUGAUCUGAACACAGUCAUGCAACGUAUACACAACUUUUACUACUUCAGCCGAACCACCUCGAGAAGGUAGUGACAGGCCUCCUCACGGGUACUGCGGCCCUUGGCAAGGCGGGUACGGAGCCAGCCGCUAUCGAUCGAGACCUAAGAUCAGCAACGUUGUUCCCCAACAUGUCCAGAUCUCGGUUGUCGGGAGCGUAGACGAUAGACGACGAAGAAAAGAAAUAUCGAACAUCAAGUCCGCGGGUCGUGACUUUUCAUCAUCCAAACGGUGUGCUGGUAUCUCGUAAACUCGGAAUAUACUCCGACAGAGUUUUACG